AUGAGACCCCUUCCAAGACUUGGCAAUGCCAAUGCCACCAGCAAUGGCAGCACCACUCAGGCAUGCGCUGCAUGUAAAUACCAACGUAGAAAAUGUGCUCCUGAUUGCAUUCUCGCCCCUUACUUCCCCCACGAUCGCCAGAGACAAUUCCUCAACGCUCAUAAAUUGUUUGGGGUCAGUAACAUCACGAAGAUCAUCAAGAAUCUUGAGCCUCCCGAGAAGGAUGAAGCCAUGCGGACCAUUAUUUUCCAGUCUGACGUGCGAGCCAGUGACCCUGUGGGAGGAUGUUAUAGAAUUAUAAGAGAACUUCAACGUCAGAUUGAGUUAAACAAGGCUGAGCUGGAGUUGGUUCUUCAUCAGGUGGCGAUUUGUCGGGCGCAAGCUCAGCAACAGAUUCAAGAAACUGAUGAUUCGGUUCUUAGUUUUGAGAAUAUAGUUAAUUCUGAACCGUUUUUUAUUAAUCAAGGGCAACAGGAGAGUGAUAAUUAUGUUGUUUCGAAUAAUUUAGUAGAUGACCUAAAUGUUGAUGCAUGGACCAUGCAAGAUCCGACCAUGGUGUCCACGUUGCAGAUUAAUAAUGAAAGUAGUGAGGAGGGGUUGAAGGUGGAGCAGGUGAUGGUGACAGCGACGACGACGCAGCUUGUUGAGAUACCAUAUGAGAGACAUGAGGUGAAGUUUGAGGCUGAUCAAGAAUUGGUUGAGAGGAGGUUUGUACCUACGACACAGUUGCUUAUAUCGUCCUAG
This is a messenger RNA of Pistacia vera, 744 nucleotides long. Its product is annotated as LOB domain-containing protein 22. Bases 1 to 744 code for a protein of 247 amino acids. Lineage: Eukaryota; Viridiplantae; Streptophyta; Magnoliopsida; Sapindales; Anacardiaceae. The transcript has a single exon. The record is from RefSeq and is a predicted model, not a curated record.